Paralichthys olivaceus (Japanese flounder) is the source of this 2252-nucleotide messenger RNA. Lineage: Eukaryota; Metazoa; Chordata; Actinopteri; Pleuronectiformes; Paralichthyidae. The record is from RefSeq and is a predicted model, not a curated record.
UGCACCUCCACCUGCCCGGCCCCGGCCCCGUGACAGCUAGCGAGCAUGCUAACGUAGCAAUUAAGCUAGUUAGCUGAGAGCUAAUUUUUCCAUGGCAGCAGUUGAGGACUCGAACCAAAGACCUUCACACUGAACCACAGCAGCUUUGUUUCCUCGUGAAGUCUUAAUGGACACCUCUCCUCAUCCUCCCGUCUCUGCCUCACCAGACAAGGACGGGCGAGGACGAUGCGAUUCUGCGGUCCGCACAGGGAUUUCAUUAUGGCUUCCAUCCAGAGGAACAAAACAGCAGUAAACAAGGUCUUGCACAAGGACAAACAUACCAACGGGCCACGCUGGAGUUUUUCACGCUGCAUUUUCUCGAGGCUAUGUGGUGUACCUAUCCAACCAGCCAUUCCAUAUCUGACCUUGUUAUGAUCAGCCUGUCCUGACCCUGGAUGCGAUGUUUGAGGAGCUGACUGACCUGCAGGCUCCCUGCUAGCAGCACCAUGAGGUCGGCCUGUCUCUCUCUGCUCCUCGUCACCGCCUGCUGGGCUCUGCCCUUCCGCCAGUCUGGCUUCCUAGACUUCAUGAUGGAGGAUGAGGCGGGAUCGGGUGAUAUAACUCCAGUUUUGAGCUUCCCUCCCAUGCCUGAUGGACCCAAGUGCCCCUUCAGAUGCCAGUGUCACCUCCGUGUGAUCCAGUGCUCUGACCUCGGUCUGAAGGCCGUUCCUGAAGACAUACCUUCCGACACCACCCUGCUGGACCUGCAGAACAACAAGAUCACUGAGAUCAAGGAGAACGACUUCAAGAACCUGAAAGGGCUGCACGCUCUGAUUCUGGUGAACAACAAAAUCACAGUCAUCCACGCCAAGGCCCUGAGCCCUCUGACCAAGCUGCAGCGUCUGUACCUGUCCAAGAACAUGCUGAAGGACGUGCCCGCCAACAUGCCCAAGAGCCUGCAGGAGCUCCGCAUCCACGAGAACGCCAUCACCAAGAUCAAGAAGGCCUCCUUCCAGGGCAUGUCCCAUAUCAUCGUCAUGGAGCUCGGGUCCAACCCUCUGAAGAGCGCUGGAAUCGAAGCCAGUGCUUUCUCUGACCUGAAAAGAGUCUCUUACAUUCGCAUCGCAGACACGAACAUCUCAGAGAUCCCCAAAGGUCUUCCCAGCUCUCUCUCUGAGCUCCACCUGGACGGAAACAAAAUCACCAAGGUGACAGCCGACAGCUUCAAGGGCCUGAAGAACCUGGCUAAACUGGGUCUGAGCUACAACGAGAUCAGCUCUGUGGAAAACAGCACGCUGGCUAACGUCCCCCACCUGCGCGAGCUGCACCUCGACAACAACAUUCUGACCAGCGUCCCCCCCGGCCUGCCCGACCACAAGUACAUCCAGGUGGUCUACCUCCAUGUCAACAAGAUUGCCGCUGUGGGAACAGAGGACUUCUGUCCCCCUGGCUUCAACACCAAGAAGGCCAUGUACUCCGGCAUCAGCCUGUUCAGCAACCCCGUGCCUUACUGGGAAGUCCAGCCGAUCACCUUCCGCUGUGUCUUCGACCGCUCCGCCAUCCAGCUCGGCAACUACAGGAAGAAGUAGAGCGUCCCGCGCGACCUCUGCAAGGAAGUGUGUGUUUGUAAAUGAGUGUGUGAAAGUUUUGUAAGCGUGCGUGUUUGACCGCAGCCCCACAACACUGACCCCUUACCGACACUGCCUCCCCCACAAAACGAUGAUGUCAAUAACUCACGCACUCGUUUCAAAACUUUAGUGGACAUGGACCUCAAACACAACAUAUCAUUUUUAUUAUUUGCAACAGUAGUACGUACACGGCUUACAGCAAACACCAGCAUACGACGGUGACGCUCUCACUCACAGCACGUUCACAGUAGAACCAGUUUAGCAAACGUUAACGAAAUAUGUUCUCACAUUCGCGCCACAGCAUAUUUAUGUGCUUAAUAUGUUGAAAUUCAGAGAUGAACCCAAACCAAAAAGAUUUGAAAUCUGUCUCAGUGGAAUAUAACAUAUUGCUGUUGUAUGUCCCAGUUUUUUGACUAUUCUCCAUUCUGACUUGUGAGAGCGCUGACCUGUAGAGCAGGCAGCAGGGGGUCAACUUGUGUUUUACCUUUAACAGCUGGUGUACUAGAAUGUACUAGAUAUCACCUGUGUACUAGGAACAGCAUCCAGAGUGUAAGAUCACCACGCUGCACUCCAGGAAAGAAACAACUCAACGUUUCUAUUUGUAUUGUGCUCAAUUCAAGUAGAGAUAAAAGCAACCGUGACUUC